AUAGUAAGGCUUGUAUCUACUGUGGGGACGAGGACCACCAAAAGAGAGACUGUCGUGCGAUGAUGGAAGUCCUAACGGAAGGCAUCAUCGAGUUAGAUGAUCGGAAGUAUGUGAUGUGGGCAGAUGAAGGGAAGCCAGUGCCCUUCUUACCUUCGAUGAAGAUCAAUGUGAAUAUCAGGAGGCGAAGGAUGAAUGAGGCAAAGGGGAAGCAAGCACAAGAGUCAGGGGCGGUGAAGGUUUCCCGGGUGACAUUCGAGGAGGAUCUUGAAGAGCUACCAGAGAGUCCUGGGAUGCGGAUCUCUUCUAUUAAUUUUGAAGAUACCGAGGAUGAUGAAGAAGUUUACGUUUGCACUCAGGGUGUUGGCGAAUCAAGUAAAGGAAAGAAAGAAGACCAAGACCAACCAAUGGCGGACGAACAGGUGGAAUCGCCUAAGUCACCUCAGUCCCCUAGGAAAAGAGGGGCCAAGAAGUUUCACUCUAAAAGUUCGCUGGAUGAGGUAGAUUUGAGGGAGCCGUUAAGGAGGGCUAUGGAUAUGCCCAUUCCUAUUACCUUGAAAGAGUUCAUAGCCAGUUGUGGACCAGCGGGAGAUGAGCUAAUAGGAAUGAUGAAGAAGGCUAAGGUGCCACUAGCGGAAGCUGCAACUUCAACUGAGCUGAAGAUAGAAAUGAAGACAUUUGUUCUAGGGGCAGAAAAAAAAGGAGUAAAGCAUAUAGAAACCAAUGAUGGUGAAGAUGAUUAUUUUUAUGUUCUUGGUAGCGGAAAGUUGAACGUCACCGUCAAUGGGAUAAGGAUGGAAGCUAUAGUAAACGACGAGUCUGAAUCUACCGUCUGUGAGGAUAAAGUGGCCCGAAAGCUGGGUCUAGAGGUGGACAGGUGUGUGACCAUGACCAUGGUAUCAGCCAACAAGUUAAAGCAGCCUGCCCUAGGGGUGUGUCAUAAAGCCAAGGUCGUGGUCGCUGGAGUCGAGGCCACUGUACCUGUAUUCAAAGUUGAACACUGCUCGUCGGAGCUAAUCCUUGGAUGAACAUGGCUGACACGUGUCAAUGCCACCACCGAGAAUAAGCGUGAUGGGAGCCAGACGGUGACCAUAGAGGGCCCGAGGGAAGCAGAGUCACCCUAAAAACUGUGAAUGAAUUUGACAAACGUCA
Chara braunii is the source of this 1149-nucleotide messenger RNA. Lineage: Eukaryota; Viridiplantae; Streptophyta; Charophyceae; Charales; Characeae. The record is from the annotation of a GenBank genome assembly.